AUGGGGAAUGGAAUAAACAAGGUGCUGCCUGAUCUCUAUCUGGGAAACUUCAAAGAUGCGCGGGACAAGGAGCUGUUGGCGAAGCACAAUAUCACCCACAUCCUUUCCAUCCAUGACACCGCUGCCCCCAUUCUAGAGGAGAUGAAAUACCUCUGCAUCCCUGCUGCGGAUGCCUCCAAACAAAACCUGACCCAGUUUUUUAAGGACAGCAUCAUUUUCAUCCACGAGUCCAGACUCAAAGGGAAAGGCUGCCUGGUCCACUGUGUUGCAGGUGUGUCUCGCAGCGUUACGUUGGUGGUGGUGUACAUCAUGACAGUUACUGGGCGAGGCUGGGUGGAGUCGUUAGCUGCGGUGAGGGUGGUACGGCCGUGUGCUGGACCUAACGUGGGGUUCUUAAGGCAGCUAGAGGACUUUGAGAAUCUAGAGUUGGCACAGUAUAGGGAAUGGUUUAAGGACAGGUAUAAGGAGAACCAUUUUAAUGAUGAAGAGGAGAUCAGAGCCCUUCUGUGGCAGAAGUCUCAGGCCAUCAGUGAGUCCAUAGCAACGGCCACGGCAACGGCGGCUCAGCUAGCCACCAGCAACACAUGACCCCAUGGUCUCCUGCCUGCUCAGCCCAUGCCAGACAGCUGUCACUCACCCAAUGCCCAGCCAAUCACUGUUUCUGACUUCAAUAUAUAUUGGUGGGACUGAGUUUCUUAUUCAGUUCAACCAACUGUAGGUUAGACCA
This is a messenger RNA of Oncorhynchus masou masou (cherry salmon), 727 nucleotides long. Its product is annotated as dual specificity protein phosphatase 22-B-like. Gene Ontology annotation, biological process: signal transduction; protein dephosphorylation. The transcript is spliced from 7 exons. Gene Ontology annotation, molecular function: protein tyrosine phosphatase activity; protein tyrosine/serine/threonine phosphatase activity. Bases 1 to 588 code for a protein of 195 amino acids. The record is from RefSeq and is a predicted model, not a curated record. Lineage: Eukaryota; Metazoa; Chordata; Actinopteri; Salmoniformes; Salmonidae. Gene Ontology annotation, cellular component: cytosol.